Messenger RNA from Daucus carota subsp. sativus, 1581 nucleotides. RefSeq names its product protein PAL OF QUIRKY. Lineage: Eukaryota; Viridiplantae; Streptophyta; Magnoliopsida; Apiales; Apiaceae. The transcript has a single exon. Gene Ontology annotation, molecular function: protein binding. The record is from RefSeq and is a predicted model, not a curated record. Bases 134 to 1369 code for a protein of 411 amino acids.
UCUCUUUUCAUCCACAUUAUAUAUACACAUUGAGAAAGUGAGGCAUUCUUUACAUUACUAGCUGCUCCCACCAAAUUCUCCGAAAAAUUUGGAGCACUUGUGUGUUCAGCUACAAAUUUAGCUCUAGCUAAGAAUGGCUUCUCACCGUGCAGCUGAAUACGAUUCCCUGAACUCAACACCACGGUCAUCAGACCUCCAGGACCCUCGAGUCCGUUUCAUGUGCAGCUUUGGUGGCAAAAUCUUGCCCCGCCCCCACGAUGAUCAACUCCGUUAUGUUGGUGGAGACACUCGUAUAGUUGCCAUCAACAGGCACACCACCUUCUCAUCUUUACUCGAAAAGCUGGCCAAGUUUUCAGGUACAACAAGUAUUAGCAUGAAGUACCAGCUCCCGAAUGAAGAUCUUGAUGCGCUUAUUACAAUAACGAAUGACGAAGAUAUCGAGAACAUGAUGGAUGAGUACGACAGAUUAGUACAAAACAAUCCGCCUCACUCCAAGUUGGCUCGGCUUCGAAUCUUCUUAUUUCCAACUGAUGUCGAUUCGAGGAAUAGUAGCAUAAGCUCGCUAAGCUCACUCCUUAAUGGUUCUAUUAAAAGGGAGCAUUGGUUUUUUGAUGCUUUAAAUGGAAGGCCCGGAUCAGGUCUGUAUCGACUUGGAUCCGAGGCCUCGUCGAUUGUAUCCGAAGUCCCGGAGUAUCUCUUCGGGAUUGAAAAUUCGGAUGAACAGUCUCGUGAGUCCAAGUCCAGGACGAGGCGUGUUCUAAAUGAUAACGCCUCGGAUCCAGGUUCUCCUGCUCCAGUUGCAUCACCGUUUUGCUCCACUUCUUCGGGCCUGGGACCGACUUACAUGCCACCGGUUCCUGAUCUUCAACCGGUUAAGACCAAGCCUGAAAUCCCAGUUUCUGAACCGAAGCAGGGUUCGGUUCAAGAGGUCACCGAAACUAUCGACCCGAAGUUUGUACAACAGGGCUAUGGUGAUAACUCAAUGUGGCAUUAUGGACCAGGUGGCCAGUAUCUGAACCCGGGAGUACAAAACAUGCCGGUUUAUUACCUCCCGGGUUCAGUCCCACCACCCGGAACAGUUGGCCUACAACAGGUUCCAAUGCAGGCACAAUUUGUACAAAGAUAUUCAGUAGGCCAUAAUCAAAUCCCCGUGGGACUGCAUCAGCAAGUUCCAGGCAUGAAUCAGGUGUACGCUAGAGAAAGGAAUCCAUAUGAUAUUCGAAGAACUCCUAGUGGAGUUAGCCAACAUGAAGUUUACUAUGAAGUUGGAAAUGCAGGCACAGUUCCAAUGUAUUCAAGAAUGGUAGCUCCAGGUGGUGAAGAGAUCGAAGGAUCAGGAAAUGAAUACAAUACCGGUCGGGUACUAUAGUGAUUGCCUAUUAAGUUUAUUGUUGUUUAAGUAUCGGUUUUCUGUAAGUUAUUAAUGAUGGACUACAUAAAACACUCCUGUACAGAGUGGGAUUGGAUUGUUAAUUCUGCAGUCAAAAUGUAAAUGCAUAUUAUGUAUGUUCUGGUUUGGUUCAAUUCCUUUUACAUUUGUACAUUUUUUGAACUGUUAUAGUCAUAUCCGCGGCUUUGAUA